UUUAGUCAAUUCUGAGUCCAUCUGAGUCCUUGUCUAUGGUCUUAGUCGAAACCGUGAUUUUAUUUAAAAUUAGUGAAUUAUUUAUUCGUUUAUCAUCUUCAAGAUAGUUAAAAGAGAAUAGAAAAAUGGCUCGACGUUAUGAUACCAGAACAACGAUUUUUUCUCCUGAAGGAAGACUGUACCAAGUCGAAUAUGCUAUGGAAGCUAUCAGUCAUGCAGGUACUUGUCUUGGCAUUUUGGCCAACGAUGGCAUUUUAUUAGCUGCAGAACGUCGUAACACCAAUAAAUUAUUGGAUGAAGUAUUUUCAUCUGAAAAAAUCUACAAGCUUAAUGAUGAUAUGGUGUGUAGUGUAGCUGGAAUAACCUCUGAUGCAAAUGUUUUAACUAAUGAGUUACGUCUUAUUGGGCAAAGAUACUUACUGCAGUAUGGAGAAUCCAUACCCUGUGAGCAACUGGUUUCAUGGUUAUGUGAUGUUAAACAAGCAUAUACACAAUAUGGGGGUAAAAGACCCUUUGGUGUUUCAAUUUUGUAUAUGGGAUGGGAUAAACAUUAUGGCUAUCAGUUGUACCAGUCUGAUCCCAGUGGAAAUUACAGUGGCUGGAAAGCAACUUGUAUAGGAAAUAACAGUGCUGCUGCUGUAUCCAGUCUAAAACAAGAAUACAAUGAAGGAGAAAUGACCCUGAAGGAUGCCAAAGCAUUAGCAGUAAAAGUUCUAAGCAAAACCCUAGACAUGACGAAGCUAACAGCAGAAAAAGUUGAAAUGGCUACACUAUCACGUAUUAAUAACAAAACAGUAAUUCAUAUACUGAACAAUAAAGAAGUAGAAGAACUUAUCAAAGAAUUUGAGAAAACAGAAGCAGCACUUGAAAAGGAAAAGAAGGAAAAGCAGAAAGAUAAACCUUAAGUCUUUUAUAUUACCGUUAUUCAUUUUUAAAUACAAUAUAAGAAAAAUACAAAAAUAUUUUCCACUUGAA
Molecule: messenger RNA, 975 nt
Organism: Agrilus planipennis (emerald ash borer)
Lineage: Eukaryota; Metazoa; Arthropoda; Insecta; Coleoptera; Buprestidae
Product: proteasome subunit alpha type-4
Exons: 6
Coding region: 126-905 (259 amino acids)
Biological process (GO): ubiquitin-dependent protein catabolic process
Cellular component (GO): cytosol; proteasome core complex, alpha-subunit complex; proteasome core complex
Source: RefSeq, a predicted model, not a curated record